Molecule: messenger RNA, 1379 nt
Organism: Tilletiaria anomala UBC 951
Lineage: Eukaryota; Fungi; Basidiomycota; Exobasidiomycetes; Georgefischeriales; Tilletiariaceae
Exons: 3
Coding region: 63-1244 (393 amino acids)
Biological process (GO): translation
Cellular component (GO): small ribosomal subunit; ribosome; mitochondrion
Molecular function (GO): structural constituent of ribosome
Source: RefSeq, a predicted model, not a curated record
UUGCAACUCGGGCCAUUGUCAGUAGAACACAAGAGCAAUCGCAGACGUAAAACGUGCACAACAUGAAGGCUGGACUCAGGAGUGUCGCCUCUGCAGCUGCGAAACGCUUGUCGCAUGGCGGUGGCGGUGGUGCGAGCAGCAUCGCUAGCUCUAGCCGCUUGACGACCAAUCCUGCGUGCUCGUCAUGUGCGGCCACAUGGCGUUGUCAAAGAGGUUUAUCGUCCACUUCGGCCGCACAGGACGCUCGGCCGCCAGCUGUCCAGCCACUCUCGGCAGCCGCAACGGCGCCCCCGCAAGGCGUCGCCAUCUCUUCCACCCAGCCUACCUAUCUUAGAAUCCCAGACGAGGCAGCGCCGGCGGGAAAGGGGAAUAAGAGCCUGGUGGUCCCGCCGACGCCGCCCAAAGUGUUCACAGUCGCACCUUCCCGCGCUCCCACACACGGCGUACACGUGGCGACUCUCUCGUUGCAGGCGUAUGGACCAUCCCUUGCCUCCCUCGACUUCUUCUGCAAUUUUGCGCGCCACGCGGCCUUUGCGCUCGACAUUUCCGCAUCGAACGUGGCGCGUCUGCCGACGCGCACGCGUUUGUGGACCGUGCCCAAAUCGCCGUUCGUGCAUAAGAAGUGCCAAGAGAACUUUUGGAGAAAGACACACAAGAGGGCCAUCAAGCUCUACGACGCCAAUGACGAGACGGUGAAUCGGUGGCUGCAGUUCUUGCGCAUAUGGGCCGUGCCAGGCGUCGGCAUGAAGGCGCAGCUUUUCCGAUAUCAUGAGAUUGGAGUUGGCACAAGAAUGCUACGAGAGGCAUUACAGCCUUACACUUCAGGUGCCGUCACUGACAAGGCAGAGACUCGCAGCUCAUCCUCAACAGAAUCAGCACCAGUGGAACCAUCAGCGCCGAGCGACACGCUUGCAUCUGCAGCAUCGUCAGUGGUUAACUCCGAAGAGCGGCUUAAAGCUCUUGCAGACGAGAUUCUGAAGAAUGACGUCUUCCAGGAAGAAGAGGGUGUUACUGAAAUCGCUGCGGCGGGGGAUCCGGAGGUGCCAGGCUCCGCAGCAAAUAGCUCAACAAGCGCUGAGCCAGCACAGAAUGAGACUCCAGCCAAGUCGGGCUCAAGCAGUGCCGAGCAGGUGGCAGAAUUGAAUCCGAGUGGGAAUCAGGCGGAACGCGACACAGGCGUGGCUCAGCAUACCGGAGGUGCAACAGAGACUCGCACAGCAGCUGAGGACUCAAAAGCAUUCUAGUCUGUCGCUGUCGUGAUGGAGGAGGCGCAUCAGAUGGCGCCAGCAGAGAACAAGCAGCCAGAGGCCACAGAGAAAUAAUCCGUUGUCAAGAGGCGUAACUAGUACAAUAGAUCCAUCGCAUCGCAUUGUUCAUUU